Myripristis murdjan (pinecone soldierfish) is the source of this 2175-nucleotide messenger RNA. RefSeq names its product 5'-nucleotidase, cytosolic II, like 1 (gene nt5c2l1). The record is from RefSeq and is a predicted model, not a curated record. The coding region runs from base 116 to 1726 and encodes 536 amino acids. The transcript is spliced from 18 exons. NCBI's taxonomy places the organism in Eukaryota, Metazoa, Chordata, Actinopteri, Holocentriformes, Holocentridae. Gene Ontology annotation, molecular function: 5'-nucleotidase activity.
CGAAAGCAGAGGGACAACCAUUGCGUACACGCCUCCAACAUUUGCGUGAAUUCGGCAUUUUAAAUGCUUCACCAAUGACUGACGGCAAAAGCGGCGCGGCUCUGUGAGAUGGGACAUGGGCAGCCUUAGUGCAGAAUAUGAAACUGCUCCGAUAAUGGAGGAAACCACACGGAUACUGCAAAAUGAGCUCAAGUUGGACGCAGAUCUUAACAUCCCCUCAGCUGAGCCCAUGGUGAAGAGAGACUAUCAUCAAAAGGUGUUCGUCAACAGAAGUCUGACCUUGGAAAACAUCAAGUGCUAUGGUUUUGAUAUGGACUACACUCUGGCAAUGUACAAAUCUCCUGACUAUGAGGGCCUGGGUUUUGAGCUGCUAAGAGACAGACUGGUGUCCAUUGGCUACCCUCAUGAGCUUCUCCGCUACACAUACGAUCCCAGCUUCCCCACACGUGGUCUAGUGUUUGACACCAAAUAUGGGAACCUCCUGAAGGUGGAUUCCAAUGGGAAUAUUUUACUCAGCAGUCACGGCUUCACCUUCCUCAAAAGGGAGGAAAUCCAAGACUACUACCCCAACAGGUUCAUUCAGAGAGACGACACCGACCGUUUCUACAUUCUGAACACCCUCUUUAACCUUUCAGAGACUUAUAUCUAUGCGUGCCUUGUGGACCUCUUCACCAGAUGCAGCAGAUAUACAAACCUCCCGAAAGGCUACCAGCACGGCGACUUGUUUAUGUCCUUCAGAAGCAUGUUCCAGGACGUUCGAGACGCAAUGGACUAUAUUCACAAUACAGGAAGCCUGAAAGAGAGGACUAUCAAGAAUUUGGAGAAAUACGUCGUCAAAGAUCCAAAUCUGCCUGUGCUCUUGAGACGGCUGAAGGAGGUAGCCAAGGUCUUCCUUGCCACCAACAGCGACUACAUCUUCACCGAGGCCAUCAUGCAGUACUUGCUUGAAAGUGGUGUUAAGUCUGGUCCCAAAUGGCGCUCCUUCUUUGACCUUGUUGUUGUGGACACGAGGAAGCCACUGUUCUUCGCCGAGGGCACUGUGCUGAGACAGGUGGACACGGACACAGGCAAGCUUCGCAUUGGGACUUACACUGGAGACCUGCAGCAUGGAACUGUGUACUCUGGAGGCUCUUCUGACAUUGUCUGCGAUCUGCUGGAUGUGAGGGGUAAAGACAUCCUCUACAUUGGAGACCACAUCUUUGGCGACAUUCUCAAAUCCAAGAAGCGCCAAGGCUGGAAGACAUUUUUGGUGGUGCCAGAGCUCAGCAAGGAGCUCCAAGUGUGGAAAGAGAAGAGCCAUCUCUUCGAGGAGCUGAAACGUCUUGAUGUCUUCUUAGCUGAGCUUCACAAGCACCUUGACAGCGGCAGUCGAGAGUGUCCAGAUAUAAGUGCCAUUCAGACCAGGAUGAGGGUGGUGACCUACAGGAUGGACAUGGCCUACGGUCAGAUGGGCAGCCUCCUGCGCAGCGGCGCCAGGCAGACGCUGUUCGCCAGUCAGCUCAUGCGUUACGCAGACCUCUACUCCUCGACCUGUGUCAACCUGAUGCACUACCCUCUGAAUUACCUGUUUAUGGCUCCACCAGUGCUGAUGCCCCACGAGACCUUAGUGGAUCACCACUCUGUUGACUUUCCCUCAGCGGAGCUCGCCCUCACCAAUCAUAUCAUCAGGACCAACAAACCCAAGACAAAUUCCCAAGACAGUCCGGAAGAUGCUGUGGCCAUAUGAAGAUGCUGCGUCUGCCAGAGAUACCUCUUAUGUUUCCACUCGUUAUGGACAGUUUUUACUGAUGAAAGUGGCUGCUGGACUUUGGAAGGCUUCGUGGCAGCUAUAACGUGCCUUGUAGAUGCUCACAGCUUCAUUUAGACACAAAUCAAAACUAACUUAUAGCACCACCUGCUGCAAAUGAAUUGCUAUGCCAUGUAACGUUUACGAAAGAAGCCCAGUAUUAAAGUAUGUUGAGAGAUAAUGAUUAAAAAUAAACAAUAACAUAUUCAGGGUUACUGUAUAUGUGAGUGAAAACUUGUCUUAAUCUCUUAAAUCAAUGUUAAUGUUAAAUUAAUGUUAAUGUUGAGCUACUUUUAUUCACAUCGGGUGGUGCGUGUGCACUUUUGAUCUAAUGUUUGUUGAAUGGUUUUUAAAGUUCUAUCAUAUAGUUCAUAAUAUAUAUUUAUUUG